This is a messenger RNA of Drosophila ananassae, 4544 nucleotides long. RefSeq lists its product as uncharacterized. The record is from RefSeq and is a predicted model, not a curated record. Gene Ontology annotation, molecular function: protein binding. The coding region runs from base 817 to 3558 and encodes 913 amino acids. NCBI's taxonomy places the organism in Eukaryota, Metazoa, Arthropoda, Insecta, Diptera, Drosophilidae. The transcript has 8 exons. Gene Ontology annotation, cellular component: PRC1 complex.
CGAAAGCCCAGCGACGAUCAAGCGGCCGCUGCUGCACAGUUAUUUUCGCAAAGCUAUCGAGUGCGGUUCGUUCGAUGCGGAAGCUCUUCUUUUCUUUUCUUCACUGGAAAGCAAAAGAGACAGCAAUCAUAUUCUCCGAGACAGCAAUCAUAAUAAAUUCAAACAAUUAAUCAAAACGCGUCGAUCGAUGAAUUGUUUGCUAUUGAAAGAGAAAUGUUUAUUUAAUUGCAUGCAUGCCAGCUAUAAAAAAAAAUAAAUAAAAAUAAAAAAAAAACCAGCCAGCCAGCCAGCAACAACAAGUGCCAGUGAAUUAUUGUACUUAAUUUUAACGUACAAAAAAAAAUAAAUACCAGUGAGCGAUUGUGUCAGUGUGCGUCUAGAAUCGAGAAUCGAGAGUGUGAGAGAGUGUGCGUGAGCGGCUUUAUCAAUUGCUCCAAAUAAAUGUUUUUUCGUCAAAGUGUUUGACAGCCCAGUGUGAGCAACAGUAACAGCAACAACAACAAUACCAAUAUAAUAAUAAUAAUAAUAAAUUCCCAGCAAGAGAAAAAAGCUAAAGAGAGGUGACGGAAAAUAACCAUUGCAGCUUAAAACGAAUGAUCUAAAAAAAAAGAUUUAAAAUUAAUUAGUGAGAGGCCGAAAAUAAAUCAUUGCAGUGCAACAAGUGUUAAUAUCAGAUACAAAAUAUUCUAAAGUGCAAAAGUUUAUAAAUAAGUAGUUAUUAAAGACUAAGAUUAAAGAUACCCCAGCCAGCCAGCUUAUCGCCAGCGGGAGGAGGUUGACGACUUUGCAGGUUUGACAAUAUGUUGAGCCCCCAUAAUGAAGGAAAUUGACUCGGAGACGUCAGUAGUAUGGCCAGCCUGGUGUUAUUCCGGUAACGCACCCACCGAUAUACUGCAGCAGAAGCCAGCCAAGGCCACCACCGCCAUUGUGGGCGGUCGCAGUGCAGCCCAACCGACGGCGACCCACGACGACCACCGGACCAUAGCGGCCUCCACCAAACGGAAGCAUCUGGAGCGCUUGGCCAGCGAUCUCCGGCAACUGGGCCAACAGGGUAGAGAGCAGGACAGAAGCCACACCACGGACCUCGCCUCCGCCGGAAAGAUGCUCAGCGAGCGCUCGAUCCUGCUCAGCGGUUAUGGGGCCAUCGAGAGCAGCGCCAAGAAGCUGAGCGAAGCGACCUCCGGCGGUGGGGCGGGCGGCAUGGUCAGUCAGUCGGCCAUUACGCCCACCACCACACCCCUGGGCAUGUCCAGCGCCCCCUCCACCUCCACGUCCUCCGCCCCCAUGCCCUCCUCCGCCUCGGCCAGCAACACUGCCACGGUGGCCGCCGCCUAUGCGGCCCUCUACUUGGAGAAGGUCAAGAACGAGAAGUACUCGCAGAUGGACAAUCACAAGGAUGCUCUCAUGAUGGAGGUCAAGCCUAUGGUGACCAUACACAACAACAACAACAAUAAUGCUAUCAACAACAACAACAGCAGUAGCAACCACCAUUCGAGUCACCAGCCACAGCACCUGAGCGUCAAGAGGGAGCGCCUCAGUCCGGGGAGCAACAGUAGCAGCCACAAUGGCGAAGUCACCGUCAGUUCAUUUGCCAGAUCUCGCAGCGCCACGCCCUCCUCGUCGUCUCUCCGCGGCGGCGGCGGUGGCGGUGGUGUCUCACCCAACCAGCAACAGUCCCAGCAACAACAACAGCGCCUGAGUCCGCCCAGUGCCCAGACGGCAGCUGCCACAUCCUCGGCCACUGCCUCAUCUACCGCAACGCACAUGCCGCUGCACAAUUUGUCGACGAAUUUGUUGAAUAGCAUCCAGCAGCAGCAGCAGCAGCAGCAACAUCGCAACAGCAGCAGCAGCUCCAACAGCACCACUGGCCAGGCGGAUGGUGGAGGUGGCACGGCGAGUGCCACAGACUUCUCCACCCGCAACUAUUCGGAUAUAAUGCGGUGUCUGGCCGCCAAGUACAACAACACCAAUCCAAAUGACCACAAUGCCACACGUCGCAACUCCUACUACGACAACAGCAACAGUGGCAGCUCGGCAGCGGCCGCAACAGGAGCCGGACCGGGUGCCGCCAACACUGCCUCCAGUUCCGCCCUCAAGUCAGCCAGCAGCAGCAGCUCCAGUGGCAGCUCCAGCGGCCUCAGCAGCUCCAAGAAGCACUCACCAUCGGCCACUGCGGCAGCUGCAGCAUCGGGGAAUGUUACAGCCUCCGGUAACCUGGCCAAGGAGAGCAAGAUGAGCGGCGGUGGGGGCGUGGGCUGUGCCACAGCCCCGGGCAGUGGCUCGUCCCUGUCGCAACUGGCCCCGCCUCCAGCAGCGCCUUCGCCCACGGAGCAGGCCAAGAGCCAAAUGGCCGCCGUGGUGGCCGCCGCCAGUGUCUCUCCGUUUAUGACCAACUUUCUGCCCUUCUCGUCCGGCAUUUUUCCGCCGCUGAUAGACAUGAGCAGCACCCAGGCUUUAUUGACUCUGGCACGCGCAAUAAAAGACGCCCAAAUCCAGGAGAUCCUGCGCUCUAAGCAGCAGCGCUCCGGGUCGAAUGCCUCCUCGCCGAACGCGAAUGCGACGGGCACACCACGUUCCAGUGCCACACUCAAUGCCGCACUGCAGCAGGCCGCCCAAUUUGUAACACCCGCUCUCAUGUACUCGGCCCAGUUGCAACAGCAACAGCAACAGCAGCAGCAACAUCAGCGACAGCAACAACAAUCGCAUCACGCUUCGCGGCAGUCUAGUCCACGUUCCGCAACUGAGAAUUUAUCGGUGGCGCCGGUAGUCGGUGGUGGUGCUACCUCCUCGAUUGCGUCGGCGGCGCCACUGGAUCUGAGCUCCCAGCCACCGGCCGCCAAGCGUUUUAAGGCCGAGCGUCGUGCCAGCUCCACUGCCACUACGGCCACAACUGCCACCACAGCCUCAUCCGCAUCCACACCAUCCCCGCCACCGUUGGAGCAGCACCAUCAGCACGACGAGACCCAUUCGGCAUCGGGAUCGGGACCAGGAGCUAGCAAGCCUCGCAAGAGGUGCCAAGCCCAGAGUGAGGAGGUAAACUCCUGGACGGUGGACGAUGUGUGCGGCUUUGUGGGUGGAAUUGAUAUAUGCGCGGAGUAUGUCCAGUCGUUUCGUGAUCAGUCCAUCGAUGGCACCGGACUGCCGCUCUUGACCGAGGAUCAUUUGGUUAACUCGUUGGGCAUGAAGCUUGGGCCGGCUCUCAAGCUGCGCUCCAUAUUGGCGAAGAAAUUGGGCGGGCCGUGUCCGUGUGUUGCAUGCGUUGCGCAGGCGCAGCAAAUACUGGCAUUGCAAACGGGUGGGGCGGCACCAGCAGCGGCGGGAACUGCGGCAUCUGGAGGAGCAGAAGCAGGCGUAGCAUCAGCAUCGGCAUCAACAGGAGCCACGACAGCCAUAACUAGCUGUAGCAUAAAGUCGGAGAUCUUCAAUGGCGGCAGCAAUGGGAGCAGCAGCAGAAACAGCAAUCAGAGCAGUGAUAUUGCUGCUCAGCGAGCAUCGUCCAACUCGCCCAGUGGUGGCAUCAUUGCGCUGCCGGAGUUGCCGUGUAACGACACCAGCUAGUUAUGUUUGAUUUCAUAAAUAUUAAUGCUAACUAAUUGCAUUUCAACUGCAAAAUUGUUGUACCAAAUGAGCUUUCAAAAAAAAAAAAAACAAAAACACACAAACAAAAAUAUAUAAAAAAUAAUUGGAAAAAAAAACACAGAAGAUUGAAGACAGAGAACACAUUGUGUAAAUUAAAUAAUAAAUAAUAUACGUUAAUGGCUAGCUAAACUUAUAAACUUUAAGAGACAAAACAACAAUAAUCGCAAAGUCUUCCACUGCACAGAUACAGACACACGAAUGCACAUGCUAAAUACAAAUCAUAUUUGUAUAACUUUAAUCAAUUAAUUAGUCAAUUUAGUGAGCGUUUUCGAUUACGUUACGUACUUAAGUGCAAAGCGAACUUGCAUUGAUUUUAUUUAUUUCUAUGACUUUUUUUCGUUUUAACUGCUAGUCAGUAAUUAUAUAUUUUAUAGAAUUCCGAUAAAUGUGAAGCGAACUUAAAAAUUCAUUUAUAUUGUUUAGCAAAUCAAAAGUAAAAGGCUAUUUAUUUUUUUAAUGUUAACUAAAAGCAACGAGUGAAUCGAUGUUUUUAACAUUUUGCAAACUUGAGUUAUUAAUGUAUACUUUUUCUGCGGCCAUGCACAGAGGAAUUCCAAAUUCAACUUUUAUAACUAUUAGUAAGUCCUUUUUUAAGAGCUCCAAGACUUUAAACACAAAAACAAAAUGGAAAAAAAAAAAACACAGAAACAGAAACAAGAUAAAAGCAAAGGUAUUUUAUAAUUUCAAUGUAUAUAUUGUUUAUUUAAAUAUUUUUAAGUCAAAUAGAAUGAAACAAUUUUUUGUAAUACAUACCUAGGCCGUAUGCAAUGAACUUAAAGAAAGAAGCAUAUUCCUACAGAAUCGGAAUGCAAAUAAAUUUGAUUUAUUAUUUACAUUUAACGAACUAUAGCUAUUUUUCACAAGCUGAAGCAAAUAAAUUAUACCAGUUACCAUACAAAACAAAA